UUUAUUUGGUAUGCAGGUGGUAUGCUGCACGCGUUGACCUCGAGGUGAAGGGCACGCUACAGACUAUAAUUUACUAGCUUCCAGAUAUCUUUUUUACCGUCCUUCCUUUGUUUCCUGAUCUCAUUAUCUUCAAGUAUCGAGCAGAGCAGACGGUCAGAACGAUAAACGAUGGUCUUUGGUCUAUUCGCUCGCAAGCUCGAUCCUUCAUCCAAUACCCAACUACAUACACCCUCGACAUCUCCCUCAAUUUCUCACACAGAACCCCCUUCUUCCUCUCCCCAGCCCAAUUCUCACUCCCCCGAACCCGAGCUCGAGCCUCAGCCCGAGGUAACAGACCCAACAGCCCUCUAUGACCUCAUACGUUCCGUCCCUCAAACCUUCCAUCACCACCACCGCCCUCCCCACACACACUCACCAUCCUCUCCCAUUUCUCCUGCGACCAAUCCCCGUCACCCCAAGUCCAUUGCGUGCGCUGCCACGUAUCCUUCGAUCUUUCAAACAUGGACACAUCUUGCUGCAUCGAUGGUGAGGGUGCACUCGUUGAUCGCUCGGCGUAUCAGACGGUGUGGAGCUGCUGUGAGGGAAGUGUCGGGGUGGUGCUAUAAGGGAAGACAUACAACAGACAUCUAAUGUGUGCGCUUCCUCCAGAUUCAUCCAUCCACGACGAUAACAUAGUCCCACGC
Messenger RNA from Suillus paluster, 683 nucleotides. RefSeq lists its product as uncharacterized. Lineage: Eukaryota; Fungi; Basidiomycota; Agaricomycetes; Boletales; Suillaceae. The record is from RefSeq and is a predicted model, not a curated record. The transcript is spliced from 2 exons. Bases 169 to 630 code for a protein of 153 amino acids.